This is a messenger RNA of Leptomonas pyrrhocoris, 2308 nucleotides long. RefSeq names its product tyrosyl-DNA phosphodiesterase-like protein. Gene Ontology annotation, biological process: double-strand break repair; single strand break repair. The record is from RefSeq and is a predicted model, not a curated record. Gene Ontology annotation, cellular component: nucleus. The transcript has a single exon. Gene Ontology annotation, molecular function: single-stranded DNA binding; double-stranded DNA binding; 3'-tyrosyl-DNA phosphodiesterase activity. Lineage: Eukaryota; Euglenozoa; Kinetoplastea; Trypanosomatida; Trypanosomatidae. Bases 215 to 2308 code for a protein of 697 amino acids.
AGCACGAGCUGGAAAUGUACUGUGCGUCGGCACGCCCUCACCUUCACCGGAGCACGCACGCAAACGUACAUCACUUCAUUUGGCCUUUUGUGCACUACCGUUUGGAGUAACUUCAUCAACACUCGUUUCCUUCGCUUCGUAUAUAUUUAUAUGGGUGAAGCACGCAUGAGGACGAGACUCUCUUCGCUUCGACAAAGAAUCAUAGAAAGCAGCAAUGACCACAACCACCGCCGCGUUUCCUUUAUGGAUCAACGACGUCGCAGCCAUCACCGAGCUGCAGAUGUCGCAACACUCUUCGGACGAACACGUGCCGCGUGCUUCGGCGCCGUCGUCUGCCACCUCCCUGUUGACCAUACGCGACCUGUUUCGCUGCAACACGCACGACCCGCAGGAGUGUUGGCGCUACACCCUGCUUUCGAGCUACGUGACCGACCUGGAGUGGCUGCUGACAUCGGUGCCGGAACUGUCGGCAGUGACCCAGAAAGUCCUUGUCUUGAGCGGGGACAAGGGAACGGCGACGCUGCGCAGGAACGAGCACGGGCACUACCUGCCCACCUCCUCCGCGCUGGACCGCGUGAAUCCUUUUCUGGCUGCUCUGCAGACAGUAGCCCAGAGCCGACGGCAACACACAGGCGGUGGCGCCUCUUCUUCGUCCGCCUCUUCUCUUUCUGCAGUUCGUCUUACGCGUGACCGCUUUGCUGCGCUUGAACCGCCGCUGCCGAUCGCCUUCGGCACCUACCACACAAAGAUGGCCGUGUGCGUGAACGCGCGAGGCGUGCGUGUGUGCAUCUUCACCGCCAAUUUGGUGGAGCAGGACUGGCGGUGGAAGACGCAGGGCAUCUACAUGCAGGACUUUCCUUGGGAAGGCGCGGCGUCUGACUCGCCUGCGACGGUGCCGCUGCCCAAGAGGAGCGCCAAAGCGAGCGACUUUGCACGUCAGCUGCGGCGCUACUGGGCGUGCUGUGGGCUUGACAUGUCCACACCCUUUUCCUGGGAGACCGCCGAAAAAACCCCGCUCGGCAUCUUUAACACGGAUUUUCUUGCUCACGUGAACUUUGCAGAGGCGAAGGUGUGGCUAGUGUCGUCGGUGCCCGGCACGCAUGUCGGGGGCGAGGCGAGCGCGGGGUACCGCGUAGGUUUGUGUCGCCUGGCCGAGGCGUUACAGAGCUCUGCCGUUGCUGUAGCCAACAAGGACGCUCCUUUGGUUUUGACGUGGCAGUACAGCUCGCAGGGUUCGGUGAAUCCAAAGUUCUUGAACGCUCUUCAAGCGGCCAUGUGCGGCUCGCCAGAACUCGUCGAUUUAGCUGCCGCACACAAAGAUUUCCCUCCCUCUUGUUCCCCUCCUGCAAACGUGCAAGACGUGCAGAUCAUCUAUCCCACAGAGGCGGAGGUGCGGAACAGCUUCGAGGGUUGGCGAGGCGGCGGCUCGCUGCCACUGCGGCUGCAGUGCUGCCACGAGUUUGUGAACGAGCGGCUGCACCGCUGGGGGUGCCAACGUCGCCUCAGCACAUCCUCCUCUUCCACCCCUUCCGCCGCAGCUGCUGGCGUUGCUGCCCACUACUCGCGUGCGUCUGCGGUGGACGUGGAUGCGUUGGAUGAUGAUGAAGAGGGAGAGCGAGAGGGAGCCGUUCUGCAAAGCCCAUCGUCUUCUGCUUUCGCGUAUCGCCAGUACGCGCUGCCGCACAUCAAAUCGUACGCGGCCGUGCACGCCGACCGCACCCACCUGCACUGGUACCUCUUGACCAGCGCGAACCUAUCCCAGGCGGCGUGGGGCAGCAUCGGUGCCAAGGCCACCAACAAAACACCCCGGCGGCUGCUCGUGCGCUCCUACGAACUCGGUGUGCUGUACGACCGCACAUCCGCGGUUUCCCCAUCUGCCACUCCGUGCUUCAGCGUGGUCGCUUCGCCGUGCAUUCGCUUCCCGACCUUCGCGAACUCGGCAGACGCGCUCUUUUCCACUCCACUGAGCGACAGCAGCCGGAGCCGUGCAAACGUCGGCACUGAGAACUUCGCCGAGCCUUCCCUGUUUCUCCCGUGUAACAUGCUGCGACCCGAACCGUACGCGAGCUCCGCUACCUUGCGCGCCGACCGCCGCUCGAAUCCCGAAGGCGUCGCCCUGCCGCUUAGCUGCCGUGACGUGCCAUGGGUGAUCGAGAUUCCCCACCGCGGCCCCGACGCAUACGGGCGGGACGUGGAGGAGGCGUUUGCAGCGGACACCCUCCCCCCGCUCUCCCGGUGGCGACCCUGUGUCGAGGAAGGCGAGGCGGAGAAGCCGCGAGUUACUGCGCGCAAACGUGCACGUGACUAA